Molecule: messenger RNA, 1041 nt
Organism: Colletotrichum higginsianum IMI 349063
Lineage: Eukaryota; Fungi; Ascomycota; Sordariomycetes; Glomerellales; Glomerellaceae
Product: Nudix domain-containing protein
Exons: 4
Coding region: 1-1041 (346 amino acids)
Source: RefSeq, a predicted model, not a curated record
AUGAGCAACAGCAUUGAGCAGUAUCAGAUCGGUGCCCGUAUAUCGUUCCAUUCUCGCCGUCGUCAACUUGCUUGCACCACCGAUACCGCUGACUACGGCCAUCGUGCUUGCUGCCCUCUCAACCAGGCGGACUUUGCUGAGUUCUUCCAAGGUACAUAUUCAAUUGACACACAUCAUGAGAGUAUGGCUGCAGUUAAGUCGGCCUUCAGUUCUUUGCGGUCCCUCUUUUUCUUCGCGUUCAGCUUCCUCUGCAUGGUCCUGUUGCCGCGAGAUACCAGCGAUGGUGCGCCGACUGGUAACAGUGUUCAUUGCUAUUCGUCUCAACAGGGCUAUCUUAAUUUGUAUCCUUUUGCUACUGGCAAGAUGGAUAGAAUGGAGCCCAGCAGUACUGUCGACUUUGCCCGUCGUGGCAAGAUGGCUGCCAAGCAGGGCUGUGUCAACUGGGAUCCCCUAGCUACGUUUCGCAGCGUCAUUCUAACACAUGAAUUCCAGACGCACAGGCCUGGUGAUCCUAAUUUGCACCAGCACGGCGCUGACAAUGUUACAAAACGUGGCAACGGACCCGCAAGCCUAGACGUCUUCACCGACGGCUACGAAAAUGGCGAGGAGCCCGUUGUGCGGGCUAGAAUCGACACGAUGGGUCGGAAGAUCACAGUAUCACAAGCGUGGAACGAAAGGGACAAAACCGACAAGCGACUCCACCUCAACGAGAUCCUCGAAGCGCUGUGGGAAAUUGGAGGCAUGGAGCUCAGUCAGCUGCGUUCCAUUGAGUUUACUAUGGUCGUCAACAAACCAACGUUGGCUGCAAUUAACAACAUAAGGAAAAGGCGCGGCUUGACAAAGAACAAAGCAUUCAGGGUCAAAGAAGCGGCAACAGGUCCAAUGGCAGCCGAUUGGACCGCCUUGUUCAAAAGUCCUCUUGGGAAAGCCGCGCGAAGGAUGGCCAAUGAGGGUGGUAAUUUAGUCGACGUAUUCGAUGUAAGAGGCGAAGUAUUGACUCCGGUGGUGGAGAUUGAGUACUUGACUGUUAGGUUCAGUUAA